This is a messenger RNA of Colletotrichum fioriniae, 5298 nucleotides long. The record is from RefSeq and is a predicted model, not a curated record. NCBI's taxonomy places the organism in Eukaryota, Fungi, Ascomycota, Sordariomycetes, Glomerellales, Glomerellaceae.
AUGGGAUCUGUUGAAGUUGUUUCGAGCCGACUAGAGUCGUUACCCCCUCGCCCACCGACACCACCUCGCGAGACCAGCCUGGCUGCCGAUGCCACCACCUCGAAGCAUCUCCUCGUCCUCCCUCCCUCCUCAGACCCUCGAUCAAGUCUCCAGACUCCACCGAGUGUAUACUCACCACUUUCCGGAGCUGACUCCACGAACCCGAGCGGACGAAGAGCAAGGAAACGUGUGGGCUUUUCUGCCCAGGCGCAAUACAACGAAGCCCCAAACUACCCAGGUCUAGCUGUCGCCAAAUCCCGAUCAUCGCCCUUGUCGGCGCCGUCCUCGACUCAGCCCAAACCCGUCAAGGGCAUCCUCAAACAAACCUCUUCGCCGAGUCCCCUGAGUUCAAGUGUCAAGCCAGAUAGUUUGACGACAUCAGCAAACAUAUCAGACAUGUUGGAGUCAACGGUGAAGCAGCUCGCUGGAGCAGACAGGGACUCGAAGCGAGAUGCUUACACAACACUGGUGAUGACCCUGAAGACGUCCAACAACCUCCCGGACCGAAUUGCCCUUCAGUCUAAGAUGGGCCUCUUCGUGCAGUUCAUCCAACGAGACAUCACCUCCAAGAAUGCCACCAACGGAGGACCAGAUGCGCCUCUUGUCAACAACGCUCUUUCUCUUCUUGCUACUUUUUUGCAUUUCCCCGCCAUUGCCUCGACGAUACCCAGCGAUUUCGGCAUUUUCUUUAUAGAUCACUGCAUUCGAUCCUUCGAAGAUCCUGCAACACCGAAAGAUGUUGCUCGGCAUCUAAUGCAAGCCGUCGCUACGCAAGACUUCUCCGCAAAGGUCUUGACCUCGGAUCGCGUCCGCCGACUAAUGAAUGCCCUCCGCAACAUCGAAGACAACCUCAAGGGAAAGAGCAUUGUGAUGUCCCGAAUUCUCAUCUAUAAACGCCUGGUUCAACAGUCUCGCCAAUUGAUGGUGCUUCACUCCGAUUGGCUGAACGACCUUUUCACGGACAUGUUGAGCAGGGUCAAAGAACUGCGAUCUGCUGCGAUAUCUCUUGGUCUCGAAGCGGUUUACAUAUUCGGGAAGGAGAAGUCGUUGUCUCGGAAGGUAAUGGAGCUCUUUGAUACAUCCAUUGAAGAGAUGAAGUUUGCAGAGUAUUACCACCAGCAACUACGAACCAUGGCGAAGGACAAGGACGACAGGCAACUGACGGCUUCGGUCCCCAAGAUCUGGAGCGUCAUAAUUGGUUUACUGCGCUGUCCUCUUGACAAAUGGCAAUUCUUCAACCAGUGGCUGCAGCUCAUUCAGAUGGGCUUCAACAAUAGCGACCACCCCCAAACUAAGCAGGAGGCGAACUUCGCGUGGAAUCGUUUCGUCUGGUCUAUGCAUACCGAAGGCCAGUCUUUCGUCAAGCUUCUCCCCAUACUUUACCAGCCCCUGGGCAGCCAGUUGAAGUCAAAGUACACAAACAAACACACACGAGAGGUCGUUUUCGGCAGUGUGUGCAAUCUCCUUUACUAUACCUUCAAGCCAGGAACGAACAAUGCUCUUCUCGACACCUACUGGGACAUUUGCGUCAAGCCCUUAAUAGAGCCACCAAAAGCGCAAGCAAGGAACCCCGACGCCGUUGACGAGCAUAUGCGGCAGAUAACACUAAUCCUCACCGGUCUUUUUGACUCGACAACACCUCGGAUUUGGAGGGAGGAGCGUAUUAGAGAGACGACUCUUGCCCGGCCGAACGAGCUGCCAGCUAUCGAUCCCAAGUGGCUCCGACGCAAUGCUGCUCGCGUUUUCCAGACUAUGGAACCUAUCAUGGAUAGACACUUCCUCGAGCUCUCGGACAAGAACAGCCAAAUCCAUCGCUUGUGGCGCACUUUGGUGGGGGCCGUUGUCUCGGCCGCCUCCAAAGAGAUCAAAGUUUCUGUCGACACCGCGGCCUUCAUUUCCCAAGUGUGCGGGCUUUUGCUAAAGCAUUGGGAGACUGGCUUAACGGAGAUGGAAAAUCCGACUCCUGAGAUGGCGACCAAGUUCCUGGACAGCGCUCGUGAGCUCAUAAUAGUCGCUGCAGAGGCCCUGGGUCUUCGGCCUUUCACCGAGAAGAUGAUCUCUCUUAGUCGUCUUCAUACCUUCACACCUGUGUCAACGCCGUCCCAUAAGCCGGCGAAGAACGUUGGUGAUGCCCGGACUCCGCUACAACAUCUGAUCGGCUUGGUCUCUCGGCUUCCCCCGGGUAUCCCCGACGGGGAGGAGUACGUCGAGUUCUUCAAGACAUUCUUCGCGCCUUUCUUAGUCCAGAAGUCGGCAAACUCUCGGUUCGAGCUGGCACAAGAGAUACUGUCGGCCACUCCAAUCUGGUCGCCGCCGGUCAAUCAGCUUCCCUAUGCACCAUGGGUCUUCGCUGCGGAGUGCCUAUCGGCGACUUUCAGCUCACCCCAAAACAGCGCGCAAAUAACUAGCUCAACAAGUGAGCCGUCGCUCGGUCACGAAUACCGCACCGUGGUGCGUUUCCUGGAGCGAGGCUGGAAGGAGACUCCCAAUCUACCCUGGGAACCCUGGUGUUCGCUCUUCGCGAAGUUGUCGGCCCGGUCUUACCAGGAGACUGGUGAAGCUGGCCGCGCUUUAGGCACUAUCGAGCCGCUUGCCAAAGUCAUCCGGGAGUCUAUCCCCGCCGAUCAUGCCUCGGCGCUGUCGACGAAGACACUUCUAGCAACAACCGAGCUUCUCUACGUUGCUAGCCACCCAUUAGACAGACAGGCAUUGGAAGCUGCCCGACGUAGAUUAUGGGGUACAGCAGUUGCGGGACCCAGGUCAUCCUCCUUUGAUCCGUUCGAUAACUUUUACAAACUGAUCAACGAGCUGAUGGAACGACUCUACGAGGCCGGCGAGCGUGGAGAUCUGGACGAACUUGCCACCCAUUUUCUCAGGGCAUGCGGUUCAUUCCUUUCUCGCUGCAACCCGGAGCUUGUUUGCAGAACUGUAUCGAACUUGGAGAGUGGGCUUGCCAUGUGGAUCCGGGAUUCGCAGGGUAUUCUGAAGGCCCGACAGAGCCCUGUGGCAUCUGAAGCUGUUAAACAUCUCUGGGAGACCGUUUCCAAGAUUAUUUUGCCUAGCGGCAAACCCGAAGAAGUCCAGCUCGAAACGUUCGAGGAACUGAUUUGCGCUGCCUUCGAAAGCAAACACCGCCAUAUUGUGAACUCUGUCGCGGAGGUGUGGAAUCGAAUUUACGAGAAUGCGGAACAAAUCCAGUACCCUGAACAUCUCAAGGCCGUCUUACUGGCCAUCCAACCGGUUGUAACCCUCGUUCUUCCAGGCUUGGAGAUCGCUAGUGUGGCGUCCACCGACCAGAAUCGCUCGUUCGUCGAAUCGCAGGACGAUAUUGAGAUGCUCACGGUACCCUCCACACGUUCGUCUCGAAAGAGAGCUCAGAAACCGACUACACCCAGCCAAUCAUCGCCUCUCAGCUCUGUCAAGCUGUCGCUCUCUGCGAAGAAGCAACUGGACGACACUACUCCUAAGAAGGGUCGUGGUAGGCCCCGGCGUAGCGCUGCAGCCAAGGCGCGGUUGAGACAUGACGACUCCCAGAUUCAGUUCGCACCCAUUGAGAAGUCUCCUUUGAAUCCAGCAGUCAACGCCGAGUCUCAAGUUCUCACCGAACGCCAGAAAGAAAUCAGGGAGAGGCAGAAGGAUGCGGCGGCCCUUUACCCAGAAAUGCGGUCAAGCCCUCAGCAGCAACAACCACAGGUCACUGAGGAGAAGUCGACCGCCCCUGAGAUGGUCGUCGAGGAGACCCCCAAGGAUGUCACACCUAAGCGCAACGCUAGGUACGAGGAGUUUGUCAGCUCAACCCCGACACCUCGCCGAGGUCAGACGAUGCCUAUGGCAGAUAAUGAUCAGGAGAUGACGGAUCCUCCUUCUUCACCUCUGGAGCCCCGGCCUUUCCCCCUGCUACCUCAGAUCAAGUCGCGAUCUAGCAGUCGCAGCGAGCUAGAGAACUGGCAAUUUAGUUCCUCACCUGUAUCCGGUUCUCCAUCUCCCGAUGCCGUCGUCAUGACCGAUGAGCCUACUGAACUCAACUUGGCCGACAGCGCAACCUCCCAACAUGUUCCCGGCGUAGGUAGCCCGGAUCUGUCAGCAGUAGAUGACUCGUUCCAGAUGGUCCCCUCAAGUGCCGUGGAGGAACCGGAGCUCCCACCGCCUGCCUUCGAGACCGCAAAGGAGACACUGCAGCCCGAGCAAUCUCAGCAUAAUAUCGCGAAAUCGUCCGCAGAAACUGUUCCUGACCCUGCACCAUCGACCCCCAAGAACAACCGAGUGACUGGCGUAGAGGAGCCCAGAUCCGGUCAGGAAGUCUUUGUCGACGCGCCCUCAAGCCCGCAGCCCACAGUACUUACCAGGUCCGCCUCGCGCGCAGCUGCCAUCAAGGACCGCUCCUUUGAGAUGAGCGACGGAGACGAAAACAGCAUGUUGAGGCUUGUCGUCGAGCUCGACCGUAGGCGGUGCGAACUCCCGAUUAACGAUUACCCUGCCAUUUCCCCUCCAAAAUCUAAUAAGGGUCCCAGAAGCGCCAAGAAAGAGAAGCCUCCAGUGCUUGACUGCAUCACAGUCCGUGGUGAAGAUGACGAAGAGGAGGAGGACGACGAAGAAGAAGAAGAAGACGAGCCAGCGGAGCUUGCUCUCUCACAGGUCGAGACAAGAGCCCGCAAGAGCAAGUCCCAUUCGCCCGGAGGACCCUCAACUCCUGUAACUCGGUCGGCCGCUUCAUCCCCGGGCAAGUCGGCUAGGAAGCGGAAGAGGGGUGGUGCUUCCAACAUCGAUACCCGCCACAAGAAGAGGAAGUCUACUGACCCCUCAGAAAUUGUCGAGUCGUCCCAGAUCACCAUGUCCCCGGUGCUUGGGGAAGAAACUCCCCGCCGUCGUCGCAGCCAACGCAUCAAUGUCAACGAUAGUCCUUCGAAACGCUCCGUAGAUUUGGAUGCCGAAGUCAACUCACAACUGGUUAAUGAGCAGGAGGAGGCGCACUUCCGAGCGAGUCAAUCGUUCGAGGAGCCGGAGCCGGAGCAAACGACGACCAUGACAUACGAGACGGCAGAAGACUCUAUGGACGUCGAUAUCGCUGAUAUCACCACCGUCGGUGAAGGUCCUGUCGAAGAAGCCGCCAAGGAUAUCAACAUGAUUGAUAAUCUGAGUAGCGUUCUUGCCAGUCUUCGUUCCGCAGCACUGUCACGGGACGAGGUGUACAAGAUGGAGGACAUGCUCAUGGACAUCAAGAGAGAGCUCUUCGCUGCCGAGGCCCGUGGGCGAGCUUGA